GGGAUGCAACCAGCAGCCUAAUGAGUCGUCUGUGAUUGGUCGAUGAAACAUGUCUACGUGCACCUGGAGUGAUCUUCGCCCAGCGUGGUCUGAUUGUCGCACUUCGGUGCUAAACAAGAUCCUGCUGCCGGGUCUACUCCAAUCUUUCCACAAAACUAUCGUGGAAGAAGAAGGAGUGCUGGUCAGAUCCAAUGAUCAUGGCGUGGCAGAGGGAAAGAGCUUAACACUGAUGAAAACGAAGAGCACGCGAAAGAUAUCUUCUGUUUCUCAGAUUCAUCAAAUGUGAUUAUCCUGUGCACACGACAAUUCCCCAUAUACAUCAGCCAUUCCUGUAGAUCUGGCAAUGCCAUUCUUCCUGCCAAAAGGGGCAUUCCAUGGCAAAAGGGGCCUCAAGGCUGUGAAGCCCUUGCAGCCUGGCCAGUACCCAGCUGAAAGCCAAAAAAUCAGUCAAAGGUGCACCCAGCAGCACUCCAAAUUGGACGAGGUGAGUGCACUCAAAGCAAAGAAGAAGCAGGUGUCUUUUGCUGACCACAAAGGCUUGGCCCUCACGAGGGUGAAGGUCUUCUCGGAGUUUGAGGACUCUAUUGACAUCCCCCUCAACAUCCAGGAACUUCUCCGCUCCGCGCUCAGGGUGUCGGACAAGGAUGCCCUGGUUCUAGACUUCGUCCCGCCGUCCUCUGAUUACCUCCUCUUCCGCCAUCGCCUGGAGCAGAACUAUGUUUGCUUGGAGCACUGCACACUCAAGGAGCGAGCUCUGGCAGGCACGGUGAAGGUCAAGAACCUGUCCUUCGAGAAGUCAGUCAAGCUGCGCGUCACCUUCGACACGUGGAAGAGCCACGCAGACGUGGAGUGCCAGUUCAUGAAAAACACCUACACGGACGAGGACCGCGACACCUUUGCCUUCGAGGUGAGCCUCCCGAGCGAGGCGCGACCCCACGAGGGCAUCGAGUUCGCCAUCCUCUACGAGGUCGCCGGAGUACAACACUGGGACAGCAACGAGGGUCAGAACUACCGAAUCGUUCCCUCCGCACUGAAGAAAGAGCACCAGAACAGCCUCAACAGAAGCCCGUCACGAAAUGGCACCAGUGACUGGGGCUUUCAGUUUGACUGCUACGGAAGCCCCAGAUGCUCAAAUGGGAUUUUCCCUGAUUGGCCAGGAUUCCAUGGCUAUGAGGAAAUAGGCCGAUACUACUAAUCCCUGUAGCACCACUUGUCUUUGAGGCCAGUUGUCCUGUGAACUUGUCUGAAACACCGGGAAGAUCCAGUUGGAAUCUUUUUUUUUUCCACUGCAAGCAGGGUAAAGGUGGUACCACAGUCUGACUGACCACAGACAGUGACACAAACUAAGGGGGUAUCUUAACCACAAAAUGUUGCAAUAUUUCUGCUAUCCUGUAAGGGCCCUAUGCACUUUGGAUUUCCUUUUGGAAGGUUCCUCACCCAGAUAAGCCAAUGUUUGUGGGGUAUCUAUGUGUGUUUGUGUGAUAAGAGAGAACAAGAGAAUGCAAGAACAAGAAACAGUACAAAAACAGUUAUGAUUUGGUGUUUUCUGCUACAGCUGCUACUUUAUCAGGUCUAUUUAUGAGUGCGCCUGAGGACUUUGUACCCUUAAGACGUGUGUGUCCGUGAUAAUUGCCAUUGAUCUUAACGCUGUUUUUAAUGCCAGAGUACUUUAUUAUUUGCACUGAGGUAAGGCAUCUUGAACAGGGAAAAAAUCAAGACCUCAAGUUACGUGGUAAUUGUUGUCAUGGUAGGGAUUUAUGAAUUGGUCCUUUUGAUCGCGUCCAUAAUACAACUGUUAAAAGUUGUGGUGCUUAAUUGUUGCCUUUUAAAAUGACUUUAAAGCUUUUUAAUGUUUUUAACAUUGGGCCUGGAACACUUGAUUAUUUUCAUGUUCUCACAUUAGAUAUUUGAAUUCACUUUUGAUGGGUAUUAGUUUUUAAAAUAAUUAAAAUUCUUCAUUCAUGACUGUCUUAGUGGAGGACAUUGAAAGUGUAUGGUUUAUACAAUACCACAUUCAACACUGUGUUAAUAAGCAUGUUUAUGUUUUUUGUCUCACUUUUCUGAAUAUGUUUUUGUGAACAGAGAUCAGCACCAGAUACCUUUUUGUUUCUGUGUCAAGCAGUGCUAAAUGUUACCAAUAAUUGCUUUCUUCUAAAUAUGUCUGUAUUUUACAUGCAACACUACAAUUGGGAAUCAGUGCUUAUGUUGUGUCAGGGAUGUCUUGACAUCUGUGUUAAAUUUGACUGGGAAUUGUCAUUCUUUUUUUCUUUUUUUAGAACUUAAUAAAUAACUUCACUUAUAA
Messenger RNA from Clupea harengus (Atlantic herring), 2302 nucleotides. RefSeq names its product protein phosphatase 1, regulatory subunit 3B (gene ppp1r3b). The record is from RefSeq and is a predicted model, not a curated record. NCBI's taxonomy places the organism in Eukaryota, Metazoa, Chordata, Actinopteri, Clupeiformes, Clupeidae. Gene Ontology annotation, molecular function: protein phosphatase 1 binding; glycogen binding. Gene Ontology annotation, biological process: regulation of glycogen biosynthetic process. Gene Ontology annotation, cellular component: protein phosphatase type 1 complex.